This is a messenger RNA of Coturnix japonica (Japanese quail), 1314 nucleotides long. RefSeq names its product zinc finger MYND-type containing 19 (gene ZMYND19). Gene Ontology annotation, cellular component: cytoplasm; synapse; membrane. The record is from RefSeq and is a predicted model, not a curated record. NCBI's taxonomy places the organism in Eukaryota, Metazoa, Chordata, Aves, Galliformes, Phasianidae.
CGCGCCGCCCCGCCCCCCCCCGGUGUGCGCCUGGCGGCGGCGCGUGGCAGCGGCUCCCGCGCGCGGCUCCGAGUUGGCGCGGCCCGGCCAUGACGGACUUCAAGCUGGGCAUCGUGCGGCUCGGCCGCGUGGCCGGGAAGACCAAGUACACGCUGAUCGACGAGCAGGACAUCCCGCUGGUGGAGAGCUUCUCCUUCGAGGCUCGCAUGGAGGUGGAUGCUGAUGGAAAUGGUGCUAAAAUAUUUGCUUACGCUUUUGACAAAAACCGUGGAAGGGGAUCCGGCCGCCUGCUGCACGAGCUGCUCUGGGAGAGGCACCGCGGGGGGAUCGCUCCGGGAUUUCAGGUGGUGCAUCUGAAUUCAGUCACUGUGGACAACCGGCUCGACAAUCUGCGCCUCGUCCCGUGGGGGUGGAAACCCAAAGCUGAGGAUCUCUCCAGUAAACAAAGGGAACAAAGUCUGUAUUGGCUGGCAAUCCAACAGCUCCCUACAGACCCUAUAGAAGAGCAGUUUCCUGUCCUGAAUGUAACACGAUACUACAACGCUAACGGGGAUGUUGUGGAGGAGGAGGAGAACUCAUGCACAUACUAUGAAUGUCACUACCCCCCAUGCACAAUGAUUGAAAAGCAGCUACGUGAAUUCAACAUCUGCGGCCGCUGCCAGGUGGCCAGGUACUGCGGGUCGCAGUGCCAGCAGAAGGACUGGCCUGCCCACAAGAAGCACUGUCGGGAGAAGAAGCGAACCUUCCAGCAGGAGCUCGGACCCGAGCGAUGACCGGGCGGCCCAGGCCUCUCAGCAGCAGGAUUCCUUCUCAAAGGCAUUGGACACUUGCUUUUGCACAGUAAUGACAGACUGCUUAUUGAAGCCAGAGGCACUGAAGAAGAAAAACCCUGUGAUGCUUGAGCAGAACAGCUGACUGGAUGAAGCCGGCUCUGACUGGUGCUGUGGAAAGGGAUCGGGUCUACCCUUCCAGUAUUAUAUUCUCAAGCAAAAAGACUACUGUGGAGGCUCCAGGCAGGAAGCUUCUCAUUAUUUAUAUGUUAAUACGUUUGUAAACUCAUGUACAGUUUUUGUUAGAAAUUCUUGAUAGGACUCAUUACCUGUAAUGUGCAGAUGAGAACACAUUGUUGGCCUCAAAGUUUAAAAAGAAAAGUCAUGUAGCAAAAGCUUUUCCUCCCAUGUGGCUAUAGAAGUGUCUGGCUGUGCCAAGGCCAGGAGGCUCUGACAUCAGCACUUGCUCUGGAGAACUCUGCAUGGAAGUUAUAUUUAAAAAGCAUAAAAAAAAAAAGGCAAACACAGUAAAGGUUGGAAUGAA